This is a messenger RNA of Menidia menidia (Atlantic silverside), 1670 nucleotides long. The record is from the annotation of a GenBank genome assembly. Lineage: Eukaryota; Metazoa; Chordata; Actinopteri; Atheriniformes; Atherinopsidae.
CUUGGCAUGCUCGCCUCCUCAGAGACAACCCAAGCCAGAUAUAUUUAAGAUCCAGCAGCAUUUGGGUGCUCUGUCCCCUAGUGACUCUUUAAAACGACGCCAUGAACUGGGCUUUCCUGCAGGGGCUCCUCAGCGGGGUCAACAAGUAUUCCACCGCGUUUGGCCGUGUCUGGCUGGCCAUCGUUUUCAUCUUCCGGCUGCUGGUCGUUCUUGUGGCCUGCGAGAAGGUGUGGGCGGACGAGCAGAAGGACUUUGACUGCAACACCCUCCAGCCCGGCUGCCACAACGUCUGCUACGACCAUUACUUCCCCAUCUCCUACACCAGACUCUGGGCCCUCCAGCUGAUCUUCGUCACCUGCCCCUCCCUUAUGGUGACCCUUCACGUGUCCUACAGGAAGGAGAGGGAACGAAAGCAUCGGCUGAGGCACGGAGAGGACUUCACGCCGCUGUAUAACAACACUGGGAAGAAACGGGGGGGUCUAUGGUGGACCUACCUCUUCAGUUUGAUGUUCAAGAUCACAGUAGAUGGCGUGUUUGUCUUCCUGCUGUACUACAUCUACGAGGCAGCUUUCUUCCCUGCAUCAGUCAAAUGCAGAGAGGAGCCAUGUCCCAACGUCGUGGACUGCUACAUUGCAAGGCCAACGGAGAAGAAAAUCUUCACUGUCUUCAUGGUGGUGACCAGCUUCGCGUGCAUGUUCCUCACUUUUUGCGAGGUGCUCUACCUGUGUGGGAAAAGAGUCGCAGAGCGCUGCAGAGGGGGACGCCGGCCCAUGAGGGAAAGCUCCAUCAUGAUGACCAGAGACCCCCUGACUGGAAUGGAAAAUUCUGUGUCCAGCAAGAUCAUCGUUAGUAACGGAGGGAAGGGCCGACCGAGCUCAGCCCCCCCGUAUGACACGGUUCCCAUCGCCAGUGAACAAAGCUUGAAAGUGAGGCUCAUGGAUUGGAAGUUUCUUGAGGGUCUUCUAAGUGGAGUCAAUAAGUACUCCACUGGCUUCGGGCGGAUCUGGCUGUCGGUGGUCUUUGUCUUUCGGGUGUUGGUCUUUGUGGUCGCCGCUGAGCGGGUCUGGAGCGAUGACCAGGGGGACUUUGAAUGCAACACCCGCCAACCAGGCUGCACCAACAUCUGCUAUGACCACCACUUCCCCAUCUCUCACACUCGCCUCUGGGCCCUUCAGCUCAUCUUCGUCACCUGCCCUUCCUUCAUGGUGGUACUGCACGUGGCCUAUCGGGAGAAGCGGGAGCACAAGCACCGCGAGAAGCACGGCAAGAGCGCCCAACUCUACCCCAACCCCGGCCAGAAGCACGGCGGCCUCUGGUGGACCUACCUGUUGAGUCUCUUCGCCAAAACCAGCUUUGAGAUCGCUUUUCUCUACCUGCUCAACCGUGUCUACGACAGCUUCAAGCUUCCCAGGAGAGUCCAGUGUGACUCCAGCCCCUGUCCAAACCGGGUGGACUGCUACGUAUCCCGCCCCACGGAGAAGACGGUUUUCUCUUACUUUAUGGUGGGUGCGUCUGUCCUGUGUGUGGUGCUCAACAUUUGUGAAAUCUUCUAUCUGAUAGCAACCAGGUUGAUAAAUCUCAAGCGUAAAGGCAGCAUCCACACCAUCAGGUCUAGAAAGGGCAAAAAUGACAUGAAAGGUGGUGGCUACCAGUACUCAGUUGGGUCAUAG